AUGCGACUACAAGGAGCUCUCGCUGUACAAAAGUUCCUCGCCGAUGGUGUGGCUCCAGACGUGGUAUCGCUGUAUACGGCCCUGCAACGUUCCAAUUCGGCACUCAAAAGGAGGCCCAAGAAAACCCUACAGGCUUCAUUGGAGCGUGUUCUCGAAUUCAUAGGGGCCAACGAAGGCGACGAGGUCGACUCCGACACUAUAAUUGAAGACGCAAUUCCGGAGAACGAUCUUGGUGCCGACAUAAUGAAUCGGAGCUUGAGAGCGAACUUGAGCAAUGGCGCUCCGCAAAACGCUUCCGCUGGACAGGCACCUACUGAGCAGUCGGUUUCCGUUGGCGAUACUUCGAGAAAGCGUCGACCAAAUGGAGAGGCACUGCCGAAGCGACAGAAAGUCGAGAAAAUCAAUAUGGACGCGCCUUCCGAUAUUUCAUUCGACGACGUAGGCGGCAUGGACGAUGUUAUUGAUCAAUUAGCCGACAAUCUCAUCAUGCCUUUCAAAUACCACAACGACUACCGCGAGAGCGAUUUGCCGCUUCCGAAGGGCAUUAUGCUUCAUGGGCCUCCAGGAUGUGGUAAAACGAUGUUGGUACGAGCGAUGGCUGCAGAAAUGGGGGUGCCAUUCGUCGAAAUUUUGGGUCCCGCUAUCGUAUCCGGCAUGAGUGGCGAGUCAGAAAAGGGUAUUCGCGAGCGCUUCGAGGAGGCCAAAAAGAACGCACCCUGUCUGAUAUUCAUCGACGAAAUUGAUGCGAUCGCUCCAAAACGUGAGUCAAGCCAGAGUCAAAUGGAGAAGCGGAUAGUGGCACAGCUGCUUGUCAGCAUGGACGAGUUGCAGCGCGACACCGAGAAGCCGGUAAUCGUGCUCGCAGCAACGAACCGACCAGACAGUAUCGAUCCGGCCCUCAGAAGGGGUGGUAGAUUCGGAACGGAAAUCAAUAUCGGCGUUCCCAAUGAACAGGUGCGCAGAAGAAUACUGGAAACUCAAACACGGAAGAUGAAAUUGGCUACGGACGUCGACUUCACAAGGCUCGCCAAGCAGACAGCAGGCUUUGUUGGAGCUGAUUUGCACGAUCUGGUCGGCAAAGCUGGAGCGCAUCAAAUGAGGCGCCUUCGACUCGCAUAUGAGAACCAAGCCGUGGAGCUGAACGUCCAAUACAGGGCCUCAGAGAGACAGACCGUCGACAGAGUGCGAAGAUUGAAUGCUCGUGCUGACGCCAACUUGCCAAGACCUGAAGGCUUUGAAGUGAUGCAACUCGCCAUGGAAGAUUUCCAAGCAGUUCUACCAGUUAUCACUCCUUCAAGCAAACGCGAGGGAUUUGCGACCAUCCCAGAUGUUUCAUGGAAGGAUAUUGGAGCCCUUGCGACGGUUCGCGAAGAGAUUAUGACCGCAAUCGUGGAGCCUAUCGCCCACCCUGAAUUAUACGAUGACUUUGGCGAAGCGGCUCCGUCAGGUGUGCUUCUCUGGGGCCCUCCAGGCUGCGGCAAGACCUUACUAGCAAAGGCUGCCGCAGCGGAGAGCAAAGCAAACUUCAUCUCAAUCAAAGGACCCGAGUUACUCAACAAAUUCGUCGGAGAAAGCGAGGCAGCAGUACGAAAAGUAUUCCAAAGAGCCCGAUCCAGUGUACCUUGUGUUAUCUUCUUCGACGAAUUCGACGCCUUGGUACCGAAACGCGAGGACGGCGGAAGUGAAGCUUCGUCGCGAGUCGUCAACACGCUUCUGACUGAACUGGACGGACUCAACGAGCGAGCAGGAAUCUACGUUAUCGCAGCCACUAAUCGGCCAGAGCAUAUCGACAGUGCCAUGCUCAGACCUGGUCGGUUAGGCACUCACCUCUUCGUCGAUUUACCAGGUCCAGAUGAGAGAGUCGAUAUCCUUAGAGCCGUCGUUCGCAACAAGCCUUGUGAAUUUACUCCACAACUCGCUCAACUCGUACGAGAAGAGUGUCAUGAGUAUUCGGGAGCUGAUCUGGGUGCCAUGGUCAAGGAGGCUGUGCAGAGCGCUAUCAAGCGAAGAUCGAAACAAUUGGAUCUGGUCGACUUCCAGUAUGCUGCGAAGCGUGUGAAAGGGUCCGUGCACGACGCAGCUAGAUACAACCACGUCAUGGCUUUCAUUCGCCUGGGCGUCAAACGUCCGAAGUAA
This is a messenger RNA of Pseudocercospora fijiensis CIRAD86, 2136 nucleotides long. RefSeq lists its product as uncharacterized. Gene Ontology annotation, cellular component: nucleus. Gene Ontology annotation, molecular function: ATP binding; ATP hydrolysis activity; RNA binding. NCBI's taxonomy places the organism in Eukaryota, Fungi, Ascomycota, Dothideomycetes, Mycosphaerellales, Mycosphaerellaceae. Bases 1 to 2136 code for a protein of 711 amino acids. The transcript has 3 exons. The record is from RefSeq and is a predicted model, not a curated record. Gene Ontology annotation, biological process: ribosome biogenesis.